CGCCCGCCGGCACCAUGAUGGAGGAGAUCGACCGGUUCCAGGUGCCCACCGCGCACUCGGAGAUGCAGCCGCUGGAUCCAGCCGCCGCCUCCAUCUCAGACGGAGACUGUGACGCCCGGGAGGGUGAGUCAGUAGCCAUGAAUUACAAACCAUCCCCGCUCCAAGUGAAGCUGGAGAAGCAGCGGGACCUGGCCCGGAAGGGCUCCCUGAAGAAUGGCAGCAUGGGCAGCCCUGUCAACCAGCAACCCAAGAAGAACAACGUCAUGGCCCGGACGAGGCUGGUCGUCCCCAAUAAAGGCUACUCUUCACUUGACCAGAGUCCAGAUGAGAAGCCACUGGUAGCUCUUGAUACAGACAGUGAUGAUGACUUUGAUAUGUCCAGAUACUCUUCUUCUGGCUACUCCUCUGCUGAGCAGAUCAACCAAGAUUUGAACAUCCAACUGCUGAAGGAUGGCUACCGGUUAGAUGAGAUCCCUGAUGACGAGGACCUAGACCUCAUCCCCCCCAAGUCCGUGAACCCCACCUGCAUGUGCUGCCAGGCCACCUCCUCUACUGCCUGCCACAUUCAGUAGCAGGUGGGGCCGCCACGGCUGCAUGGAGCAGGGCCAACUCGGGCCAGGUUGGAUGAGGUGCCUUCCUCACCUCAUCCACCUGCCCCCAGCCUGCACCCCAUGCAGCCACCAACCUUGUAACAGUCAUUGCUUCCUCCUAUGGUAGGACGUGUACCUCUGUGUGUUCAUGGAGCAGGAGAAACCAAAACGGAGUCUCUUUCCACCCUGGAGGCCAAGGAGGGGUGGGGGGUUGUUUGUUCAGUUAUUUGUGGGACCUCACCCAGCACCCAGCCCACCUCUGCAAAGUUGAAGUCCAGGCCAAGGACUAGACACAGGGAGGCCAACAGUAACAAUGGAGGUGAGGGGGAUCACAGGGCCAGAGGGUUGACCCCACCCCCAUUGAAGCCAUGAAUCCCCCGGCCACAACCUAACCAGGAAAGGGAUUUGAGUGGAGAAAGGCCCAAGUCAAUGGGGGCAGGUCCUAGCCCCUCCACACACCUCACAGCCCCUCCACACCUACCCCCCUACAAGCCCAUGUCCCCAGUGUUUUCUCCCUCCUCUGCAGCCUGGCAAAGCUGCCUAAGGGAAUAUUGUUCCCCACCCAUCAGAUUGCAGCCUUCUUCCUCUUUGUCACAUUCAUCCUCUUCCUUGCUCUCUGGGUAUGGAGAUGGGUAAGGCGGGCCUGAGAGAAAGGCCAGAAUUGGAAAUGUUAUAGCCUGUUCUUACUGGCCUAUAACCAAUGCAUCUAUCUCUCUGUCUGGAUGUUUCUGUUCACUGGUUCAAGCUAGAAGCAGAGUGUUAAGUCUGGCCUUCAAGACCCCAUUUCCAGCUCACCCCAGUCUGGGAGGCUAGUUCCUGGAAAGACUCUUCAAGGAGCAAGUUUAGAAAAACAUAGUGGAUGGAGUGACUGCAUGAAGUGCUGGGCAAUGUGUGUGUGUGUGUGUGUGUGUGUGUGUGUGUGUGUGUGUGUAUGUGUGUGUGUGGAGAGGAGGGAAAGAGGCACAGAGGCUGUCAGGAUGUAUGUUCAAGUGUCUACAUCUCUGUGUUGGACCUGUCUCUUCAGGUAUCUUUUCCUGAUGCAUAUAUGGUAUCCGUAGUGAGAAAGUAGCUCUGGUCUGUUUGCAGUGUGAGAAGCUGCUCAGCAGUGCAAAGGUCUGGGCUCUAGCUCUGGCACUCUCCUGUGAUCUUCAGCAAGCCAUGAACUUUCUCUGGGCUUUACCUCUCAAUUGUAAAAUAAACAAUAGCUGAAAUUAUUCUCUUAAGGUCCUUGAAGACCUGAAAGGAAUUUCUUUACAAGAUUUUCUAUGGAGAGGUCUGUUUCUAUGUGGGAAGGGGGAGUCCACAAGUACAUAAGGAUCUGUUUGGAAAAGGUGUGUGUGUGUGUGUGGGCACAUGCAUGUGUGCACAGGUGUGUGCACAGGUGUUUGUUGUGUAUGUGCCUCUAGGAGGGUCUGUGGAUUGAAAUAUACCUACUGCUGCUGCUUCUGCUCUGAUGCUUCUUAGCAAAGCUAAAGAUGCAAAUCAAGAGAGGGAGGCAGUGAAGAGAACCCUCCCGUGGGCUGAGAAAUAUAGAACUGCCGUCCAGGUGAAGAAAAGUAAAAGCAGGUAGUUUCAGAUGGCUCAGGACUAUGCCCCUUAAACCUCCUUCCACAGGCCCAAGGUGAACACUGCCCCAGUUCUCCAUGCUGACUCCCCACACGUGAUGGUGCAUCCACUGUCAUGGAUGCCACUCACAUGCUGCUGUCUGGAUGCCAGUCCUGGGAGGUGGGAGGUGGCGAAUGGAGGUGGUGAGAGGAGGAAGGGUAGCACCUCUCCCUGUACCACACUCAGGAGCUGCAAACUCCCCAACACCUCCAACCACCCUUACCUCCUUUAGCUAGAAGAUGAAAAAAUACCAAAGGGAAUUAGGCAGAGAAGGUAUCUGCAGGGCCCCCAAGGUCCAAGCUGGCCCCUAUCUGAGCCCAUCUCUCCUACCCCAUCCAAGACUCUCAGUACCACCACCAUCACCACCCUGGACUCCUUGACUCACCCUUCUAGAACAUGAGUACUUCCUCUCUUUUAGACUCCUGCCUUUGCUGCUGACUUACUGUAUGACCUAACCCAUUGUUCAAUUUCUAUGGUCCUAAGGAACCAGGAAAAAGCUCCCUGCCUACAGAACAAACUAGUUCCUUGGCAGGCAAGGACUUCUGGCUGAGGCAAUCUAUAUAUAGUUAGGUAGAUAUGGAGGGGAAAGGUAGGAAGCUGGCAGCCAGCAGCUCCUGCAUCUAGGGAGAGUGUGUGGUUCUCUCCUUCCCUGUUUGGGUGUUGGAGGGGAAGAACCACGGCCUUAGCUUGCCCCCUGCUCCCCUGUCCUCUUGUAGAUACUGCCUUAACACCCCCCCUCCCAGCCCUCGGCUGUGGCUGCCACCCAGCCAGGUUUCUCCGUGCUAAUUUAUUUCCAGGAAGGUGUGUGGAAGACAUGAGCCGUGUAUAAUAUUUUUUUUAACAUUUCCAUUGCAGUAUUGACCAUCAUCCUUGGUUGUGUAUUGUGUAACACAAAUAAUGAUAUUAAAGGCAUCAAACAA
Molecule: messenger RNA, 3115 nt
Organism: Dipodomys spectabilis (banner-tailed kangaroo rat)
Lineage: Eukaryota; Metazoa; Chordata; Mammalia; Rodentia; Heteromyidae
Gene: Fam219a
Product: family with sequence similarity 219 member A
Exons: 6
Coding region: 15-572 (185 amino acids)
Source: RefSeq, a predicted model, not a curated record